This is a messenger RNA of Ipomoea triloba (trilobed morning glory), 569 nucleotides long. RefSeq names its product polyadenylate-binding protein-interacting protein 2-like. NCBI's taxonomy places the organism in Eukaryota, Viridiplantae, Streptophyta, Magnoliopsida, Solanales, Convolvulaceae. The coding region runs from base 1 to 357 and encodes 118 amino acids. The record is from RefSeq and is a predicted model, not a curated record. The transcript has a single exon.
AUGGCGACCUCUACGCUCAAUCCAAACACUCAGAUCUUCGUGCCGUUGGUGUAUCGCGCAGUGGAGGACUUCUCCGACCAGUGGUGGGAUCUCAUCCGCUCCUCUCCCUGGUUCCGCGAGUGCUACGCCGAUGUGGACGACUUUGAUUUCGACUUCGACUCUGAUCCUUUCGCCGACGGAACCGUUGUCGACUCCGGUAACACCGACCAGGAGGAGAAGAAGACGGAUUUGGUGACUCUAGGAGAGUUGAAGUGGUACAAACUGCGAAUCACAGCGGAGAUUCCAAAGUACGGCCAGAAGGCUUCAAAGAUCGUGAAUGUGAAGGUGAGCCCCAGGCCGAUUCAGCAGCCGCGGUAGAGCGGAUCGUUUGCUUGACUCACUGAGUAUUAGGUCAUUACUUAGUACCGAGUCGAAUAAACAAACUUUCUCUCAACUUGUCAUAGUUUCAUUUCAGCUUUUGUUAGGCUUGUUGUACAGUUGCUCGCUUACCUAAAGCUAACGUAGUUCCCUGCCUGCCAGUCUUGUGUUUGGAAGUUAUAUCGAGUCAUGUAAUCUUGUGUAAGAAGUAG